AUGCAUUGGAAAGGCCUACGGCUUGUCGCCGAUGGUCCAAAACGUCAAAGCGCCAAUGAAACUCAGGCACAGGCCCGCCGCAGUGAACAUCUGCCACGUCCUUCUCCGCCGGCUAUCGAGCCUAGACUUUCCGAAGCAACUCAUCGUGCUUUGAACUUGGCACCGGAACAUGGAGUAAUGGAACCACCACGGGGGCUGGAGGUACCUGAGACCGAGCCAAACCCCGGGGUAACUCAGACGGACCUUGCUUCCUCCUCACAUGGAGAACCCCAACCCAAUUUACGAAGAAAUCGGUUCAGUUUUAUGCGAAUCCGUCGGGCAUCGGAUCCUCAGCUUUCCAAAACCUACGCCAAGGACGGAGAGGACAUUCCUCCUGUACCUUCUCUUCCACCACCCAAAAUCAUCACUACAGCCCCAACUAGCCAUGACUUAGACAAACCUCUCAAACAACAAAAGGAGCAACAACAACAACAACAACACAAGCUCAGGCUCUUACCUUCGUCGCGCAAACAUUCCAUGGAGCACUUACCUCGACGCUCAACGGAAAUUCCCGAGCCAAGACAGGAACAAAAGGAGCAAGGUUCUAUUGAUUCCCAAAUUAGCGACUCCGCUCUUUCAGCAUCUCAACAUACUACUGACAAUUCUGGACGUCUGUCGAUAACUUUAUUACGAAAUGGAAGUCGGGAUCAACUGACUGACUCGCACCGCUCCUCUGUCAUCGAUCCACGGUUUUCUGAAUCUUCUCGCUCCGAUCAGAGCUAUGGGGAAGGCCCGACAUUCCGAACGAAUUCACCUAGCCACGCAUUAACGUCCAAUGCGAAACGUUUCCGCCUUCCUCGCCUGAAGCGAAGCCCCAUGUUUCCUCUGCCUCCGAAACCGACAACAAGUUAUGCUCAAGAUCAUGCAUCCAAGUUCUCGACGGAACGUCCGAAAACUUCAGGCUCUGGUGAUCUAGACCAGAUCUCGCCGCUACCAUCACCAUCCCGCUCAUCAGUAGGCUUAUCUAGUGCGGCUGUGCCACCUCUACUUCGCCAUGAUUCAACCAAUUCUGCUCACUCGGUGCGAUCCAAUCCGUCUCACAAGGGCCGAGGUAGGUCGUCUACAAUGGGAUCCGUGGCCGAGAACCAAGAUCUUCCAUCUCCAGUGCCGCACAUGAUUUCCUCUGGUCGUACGUCAACUUCGACAACGGGCCGGAAGAGCUUUGGUGAUCUUUUCGGUAUCACCCAGAGACUGAGGCAGAACUCAGAACCGCCAUUCCCCCGGACUGCUUCUCCUGGCGUCGGUGGUUUCUUAACGCCUACUCCAAAACCCGAACCAAAUUGUCCCCCUCGGGGGGAAGAUGACACACCGGCCUCUUACUUGACCAAACUAGAGGAAGCUAUUCCUCGGGGCAUGAUUGCCAGUGUUUUAUGCCAGUCGGACGACGAAUUUUUCAAGGUUGCGCUGCGAAAGUACAUGAGAUCGUUCGCUUACUUCGGUGAUCCUAUUGACAUGUCCAUUCGUAAACUUUUGAUGGAGGUGGAACUGCCCAAGGAAACACAACAAAUCGACCGAUUUAUCCAGUCAUUUGCAGACCGAUACUUUGAGUGCAACCCAGGCAUCUUUGCAACCACAGACCAAGCAUACUUUAUUGCAUUCUCGAUCCUAAUUCUCCAUACGGAUGUGUUCAACAAGAACAAUAAGCGGAAAAUGCAGAAGCUUGAUUAUGUCAAGAACACUCGAGGAGAGGGCAUCUCAGACGACAUCCUUGGGUGUUUCUAUGAGAACAUCUCCUAUACCCCCUUCAUUCACGUGGAAGAUGUCGAAGAUGCAAAAGAUGCAAACAAUAACCGUCACUUGGCCUUGGCGAAACCUCGCCGUGCUUUGUUCAAAAGCACUAGCUCUGAGCAUUUGGGCCGAGUUACGCGAGAGCCUGUUGAUCCAUAUGCGCUCAUUCUGGAUAACAAACUCGAAACUCUCCGGCCCAGUUUGAAGGAUGUCAUGGAUCUUGAAAAUACUUACGACCACGUCGGAACCACGGGCCCGCCAGACAUUAAUGAUCUCCAUCAAGCCUUCACCAAGUCAGGAAUUUUGCAGAUUGUAUCUUUACGUUCUCGUCCUGAUGCGUUCAUGCAAGGAACCCUUGAUCCAGCCGAGUCAAAUCCUGGUCUGGUUGAUAUCAAGGUAGCCAAGGUUGGCUUACUCUGGCGGAAGGAUCCGAAGAAGAAGAGAGCUCGUUCGCCAUGGCAAGAAUGGGGCGCCAUUCUCACCUUCUCUCAACUCUACUUCUUCCGUAACGUCACUUGGGUUCGAGCUUUGAUGACCCAAUAUGACACAUAUGUUAAGGACGGACGACCUGACACCUUAGUCUUCCGGCCGCCUCUUGCAGAAUUUAAACCUGAUGGUAUUAUGUCUACGCAUGACGCCGUUGCUUUGCUGGACAAUAGCUACAAAAAGCACAAGCACGCAUUCAUGUUCGUCCGUCACAAUUCUGUCGAGGAGGUCUUCCUUUCUACGUCUGAAGCGGAGAUGAAUGAUUGGCUUGCCAAACUCAAUUAUGCAGCGGCGUUCAGAACUACUGGAGUACGCACGAAUGGCAUGAUUGCUACCAACUACGAAGGUCAGCGCUACCGUAAGAGCCAACGAAUGAACUCAACAACUUCCAUUGGUUCUCAUAACUCGACAGAGAAGCCGCGUCCUCACUCAGCAGGUAUCGACAUUGACACAGACGUUGUCGCCGAGUUUGUUGCCGCCCGGCGACGACUGAUGAGCCAGAAAAUACUUGAAACGAAUGAGAAGCUUGUUGAGAAUGAGAAACAGCUGGAUGAGCUUUUGCGAAACGCACGCCAUCUGCAAGUUCUCACCCCAGUGAAUUCGCGGGCUCGCGACGGAGUCAUUUUGGCAGCGGGCCGAAUUGCAGCAAAAAUCAAAUGGGUUCGCCAAGAUAUCUCACGUAAUACGUGCUAUCGAGAUGUGCUUCUUCGGGAUAUGGGAGAGAAUAUCGAAGGUCGUGCUGGAUCCGUGGCUAAAAUGACGUCAUCGGAUGCGGAUACGGCACGAGUAGCCUCGAUCUCUGGGCCGUCAAUCACUUCCGAUCUGGGUGGGCCGCCUCGGGCUCCUAGCAUUGUUCGCACAGUCUCUAGUCGUGAUACAAACGAUUACGCAGCUCCAUCUGUUAGCCAACCUGCUCAACCAACCCUUCUUAAGCAAGCCUCCACUAGUGAGAUGCGCCGGCCAAGUAUUCCAUCCUCUAUUUCAUCUUCGGAUGCCCAUGUCGGCCGCCCUCCGUCCAUCUCCGUCAUUUCUGAGCAGGGAAAUCUAUUUGAUAAUGCCGGCAAAGUUGAGCGCGAGCCCUCCAUACUAAGCCGCAACAGCAAGUUUGACGCCGCCAGUCUCAGUUCGCACGCGUCUAAGCUCGCAUCGUCUGCGUUUGACGAGGGCGAAGAACGUUUGCUGAGAGAAGCUGGUCUGAUAGACCUCAACAGCUCGCCUCCGCCACGCAAGCUGACGGAUGGAGAUGUCGAAGAAAAACAGGAUGAGUCCUCAGAAGUUUCUCCGAGUGAGCAUAAGCCUAGCCGAGUCCGUCGUAGUCUUCAUCGCUCACUUCGAGAUGUUCCUCAUGUUGCUCACGUACCUCGGCAUCAUUCACGGAGUAAGAAGAACCGAGACUCGAUAUCAAGUAUCGGCCAACUCGACGACGAUACGGUCCCGCACGACAGUGAGGGUCUAUCCCGCAAGACACCUAGCUUUACCGUUCACGGCAAAAAGGCUUCAAUCGUGACCUUUGGCUCUGAAUGGCAAAACCUGCCUACCGAGGAGCGUCUGAAGCUACGAAAACCUACUCCGCACGAAGAGCCACGGACCUCGGAACCUGCCCUCGUUGGCAGUGACGGUUGCAUAGCCUCGGACAAUAUUCCAUCUGAGCGACCUCACUCAUCUGGAAGCACUAUGACGGCAUUCAGUGUCCUCAGCGACGAUGAGUCAGCUGAUUUCUUCGGGCCAGCACUUGAAAAUCUUCCGGUUAGUUCUUCUGCACGACGAGUCACUGAACCCAGAGACCCGGCUGACGAUGCGGUCAUGGAGAAUUUCGUUUUCCCGCGCUCAACUUCUGAAGGUCUGGUCCAUACUUCUCACCUGAAAGCAUCAAGUGACGAUCGAUCCACCUCGUCAACAAGCAUCCCGCUGACCGAACUAGCCGUGGACGCACCUUCCUCUGACAACAUACGAGAGCAAGCUGUGGGUGCUUGA
Molecule: messenger RNA, 4227 nt
Organism: Penicillium taxi
Lineage: Eukaryota; Fungi; Ascomycota; Eurotiomycetes; Eurotiales; Aspergillaceae
Product: Arf family guanine nucleotide exchange factor SYT1
Exons: 2
Coding region: 1-4227 (1408 amino acids)
Biological process (GO): regulation of ARF protein signal transduction
Molecular function (GO): guanyl-nucleotide exchange factor activity
Source: RefSeq, a predicted model, not a curated record